This is a messenger RNA of Triticum turgidum subsp. durum (durum wheat), 1485 nucleotides long. NCBI's taxonomy places the organism in Eukaryota, Viridiplantae, Streptophyta, Magnoliopsida, Poales, Poaceae. The record is from the annotation of a GenBank genome assembly.
AUGGGCGCCAGGGUGUCCAAGGCCACCUCCUGCUGCUGCCUCCGCGGGCAGCUCCACGGCAGCACCCGCCUCGACGACCCCGGCUCCGAGGAGGACGAGCAGGGGGAGGCGUACGAGCUGCCGGCGUUCCAGGAGUACACCUUCGAGCAGCUGCGCCUGGCCACGGCCGGCUUCGCCGUGGAGAACAUCGUGUCCGAGCAUGGCGAGAAGGCGCCCAACGUCGUCUACAAGGGGAAGCUCGACGCCCAGCGCCGCAUCGCCGUCAAGCGCUUCAACCGCUCCGCCUGGCCCGACCCGCGCCAGUUCCUGGAAGAAGCUAAAUCAGUUGGUCAGCUCCGGAGCAAAAGGUUAGCAAAUCUGCUUGGCUGUUGCUGCGAAGGUGACGAGAGAUUGCUUGUUGCAGAGUACAUGCCUAACGACACACUAGCAAAACAUCUUUUCCACUGGGAAACCCAAGCGAUGAAAUGGCCCAUGAGAUUAAGGGUUGUUCUCUAUCUUGCUGAGGCUUUAGAAUAUUGCACCAGUAAGGGGCGUGCUCUCUACCAUGAUCUUAAUGCCUACAGAGUUCUGUUUGAUGAUGAUUGUAACCCUAGACUUUCAUGCUUUGGCCUUAUGAAGAACAGCCGGGAUGGCAAAAGUUACAGUACCAAUCUGGCAUUUACUCCUCCCGAAUACAUGAGAACUGGACGUAUAACACCUGAAAGUGUCAUAUAUAGCUUUGGCACCUUGCUACUGGACGUUCUUAGUGGGAAGCAUAUUCCUCCGAGCCAUGCCCUUGACCUGAUUCGAGAUCGGAACUUUAGCAUGCUUACAGACUCGUGUUUAGAGGGCCAAUUUUCAAAUGAGGAAGGAACAGAACUGGUACGAUUAGCUUCAAGAUGCCUGCACUAUGAACCCCGAGAACGGCCGAAUGUAAGAUCUAUGGUUCAAGCAUUGGCUCCUCUUCAGAAAGAUGUUGAGACUCCAUCUUACGAACUGAUGGAUAUGCCCCAAGCCGGUGCAUCAUCUGUCCAAUCAUUGCCUCUUUCUCCUCUUGCUGACGCUUGUUCCAGAAAGGAUCUGACAGCAAUACAUGAAAUUCUAGAAAAGACAGGGUACAAGGAUGAUGAGGGAACAGCAAAUGAGCUCUCAUUUCAGAUGUGGACCAAUCAAAUGCAAGAUACAUUAACCUCAAAGAAGAAGGGUGACAGUGCAUUUCGGCAAAAGGAUUUUACUACUGCUAUUGACUGUUACUCCCAGUUCAUUGAAGUCGGUACGAUGGUGUCCCCCACCAUUUAUGCUCGGCGUUGCCUAUCAUAUCUGAUGAAUGACAUGGCAGAACAGGCUCUCAGUGAUGCAAUGCAAGCGCUAGUAAUAUCUCCGACAUGGCCGACUGCAUUUUACCUUCAAGCUGCAGCGUUGCUUUCUUUAGACAUGGAGAAUGAAGCUCAAGAUGCUCUCAAGGAUGGUUGUGCCCAAGAGACAAGUAGCAGCAGCGGACGCUGA